CAUAUUGCUGCAACAGCGUAAUUAAUGGAAUUCUGGGUUAGUUUUUCCCAGCAAAUGUAGAAGACAGAGAAGAGAGCCAUAUGUAGCAUAAAUAAGUAAAAUCUUAUUUCAACUUAGGAUUAUCAUUUCUGUUAUGUAGUCAUUUAAGAGAAGUGGUUUACUUUUGGUUCACCAGAACUUCCAAAAUUUGAAGAGAGUGCUCCUUUUUUUUAUUUUUCUUUCUUUUCAUUUUACUAUUUCGACAUUCCCGCCCCUAUUCAAGAGAACACUUUAUGCUGCAGACCAAAAGCUAGAUUGGCUCUGCUUAAUCAUCCGAAGAGGUAUGUAGUAGUUACUAUCUUUGACAUACAUGGUUGUUAUUUGCACUUGCAAUAUGUGUAAUCAAUUCAGGCAUCCUUUUGUUGUUUCGUCUAUUUUUAUGUGUGUGCGCGUGUCUGUGGACGCAUCGUAAAGAUGAGAUGAGAUCGAAUUGCUUUAUCUUUGUACUGUUUCUUAAGUGUUUAGAGCUUGAUCUUGUCAAUUAAACAGUAUUCUAUAUAGAUUGUGGAAGCCAUUUGUGUUAUCAUUUCAAGAAUGAGUAUUGUUAUCUGUCUAGCUCUAGAACAACAGGGGAUGACUUGUAACUAGUAGGAUCUCAGGAAUACGGAUAUCUUUAGAUAUGACAGGGGGUAGUGGGGAUGCUGGAGAAUCAUGCUCCAAGCCACUUGGAAGGUUCACUGUGUUUUAUUAUGGGGUCGGGCAUAUGCUGAAUGAUAUAACAUCCACCUGUUGGUUCACGUAUCUAUUAGUCUUCUUGACAGACAUUGGAUUGCCUCCGAGAAAUGCUGCUGUGGUCAUGCUCUCUGGUCAAAUUGCUGACGGGUUCACAACCAUAUUUGCUGGCGAAUUGAUAGACAGAUACGGGCAGUUUAAAAUCUGGCAUGGCGUGGGAUCCCUCUUAGUUGCUGUUUCAUUCUCUUCAGUCUUUGGCGGUUGCUUGCCUUGCAAAAUCGUUGGAUCUGAUUCUCAUUUUACACAAACCAUCAGUUAUAGCUUUUCGGCUGCAGUCUUCAACGUCGGCUGGGCAGCUACUCAAGUAUCACACAUGGUUGUGUUAAGUACUUGCCGUAACGCCUUUACAAUGGUUGCAAAUCUUAGUGUAUAUGGACUUGCUUUAGUGGUGUUCAACAUUAAGCCGGGAAAGAAGAUUCUUGAUGUCGAGAAUCAGUUCCAUUGGAUAGCAUAUGCAUCGAUCUUUCUCGGAUGCUGUUUCGUGGGCUUAUUUCAUCUCGGCACGGAAGAGCCUAGGUUGAAAAGAGAAGCCCGCGAAAAAGGACAUGCCCGAAUUUCAUGGACUUGCUGGUUUAGCCGGCUGCUGUACCAUCAAGUAGCGCUUGUUUACGUGCUCACUAGACUUGUGGCAAAUGUUUCACAAUCAUUCAUUGCAUUCUAUGUCAUCUAUGAUCUGCAAAUGUCUCAAUUCUCCAAAGCUUUGGUUCCUGCUGUCAUAUGUACUUCCAGUUUCAUUAUGUUGAUCCUCCUGCAGGAACUCUCCUGGACAGGCAGACGGUUGAAGGCCGUGUACACUGCUGGAGGCAUUCUGUGGAUAAUUUCUGGUAUAGGAAUCCUGUUUCUGCCGACUGCCAUGAAUCCCCUUAUGUAUGUUUUAUCUGUAGUGGUUGGUGCCGCAAAUGCCUUGAUGAUGGUUUCUUCUACCGGCAUGCAGAGCUUUCUAGUAGGUUAUGAACUUAACGGAUGCGCAUUUGUUUAUGGUUCGCUCAGCUUUAUGGACAAGAUACUAUCGGGGCUGGCUCUAAGCGCGCUCGAAUCAUACCAAAGGCCGAGUAUGGAAAGUUUCAAUUGUGAUCAUCCGAGUUCUCAUCUUUCGAUUACUAGAUACAGUCUAGGCUUAGUCCCGGUCGUCUGCUCGGUUGUCGGGAUCAUGGUAACACCGGGCAUGAAGCUUCCGGAGGCGUUCUCGACGUCGUUGUCGGAUACAUUAUUGGCGUAGGGGAGGGCAGGUGAGCAUUCUUGAACUUUUAGUUUUGUAACGAUUUGUCUGAAAUGAAUUUAUGAAUUCUACGUAUGUGAUUUGUGAGUAUUUUGGUUCAUGAUUUGGUAUUUUUGUUAUAAGGUAGAAUGUCUGGUGUCUUUU
This is a messenger RNA of Andrographis paniculata, 2134 nucleotides long. RefSeq lists its product as uncharacterized. Lineage: Eukaryota; Viridiplantae; Streptophyta; Magnoliopsida; Lamiales; Acanthaceae. The transcript is spliced from 11 exons. Gene Ontology annotation, molecular function: symporter activity. Gene Ontology annotation, biological process: carbohydrate transport. The record is from RefSeq and is a predicted model, not a curated record. Gene Ontology annotation, cellular component: membrane. Bases 659 to 1990 code for a protein of 443 amino acids.